This is a messenger RNA of Pimephales promelas (fathead minnow), 1639 nucleotides long. RefSeq names its product YdjC chitooligosaccharide deacetylase homolog (gene ydjc). The record is from RefSeq and is a predicted model, not a curated record. NCBI's taxonomy places the organism in Eukaryota, Metazoa, Chordata, Actinopteri, Cypriniformes, Leuciscidae. Gene Ontology annotation, biological process: carbohydrate metabolic process. Gene Ontology annotation, molecular function: deacetylase activity.
ACUCCGGAAAAGGAAAUUGCAUUAACGUCUUCAGUCGGCCAGUCGCUUUGGUCGCUCCGCGCUGUGUUGGAUGGGUACAGUAUAAAAAUGGACUAAUGGCAAAAACCUCGAAAUAAAAUGGCAAGGCGAGGAGAAGAUGCCUCAACCCAAGGUGAAGCUGGUGGUGACGGGAGAUGAUUUUGGCUACUGCGAGAGAAGAAAUCAAGGAAUCGUGGAUUGCUUCAGAGCUGGUGCGAUCUCCAAUGUCUCUCUUCUGGUGAAUGCAGUCUCAGCGAAGCAUGCGGCAGACCUGGCCAAAAGGUAUCGCAUCCCCAUCGGACUCCAUGCAAAUCUCUCUGAGGGUCUUCCAGUGUCUCAGGAACUGAAGGGCUCAACAAUCCUCAACAAGGAUGGGUUCUUCCAUGGGAAGAUGGGCUUCAGGGAAGUUUUGCAGAGUGGUCAGCUCAAGAUGUCAGAGGUGGAGGUGGAGCUCAGAGCCCAGGUGAAUCGUUUUUGUGAACUGGUUGGCCACAUGCCCUACCAUAUGGACGGCCAUCAGCAUGUACACGUGCUGCCAGAGGUGCGAGAGGUGUUCGCCCAAGUUCUCUCUGAUUUUGGGGUCACCUACACACGGGUACCAAUAGAACCUGGUCUUAAAUCCUGCACCUUCCUCCCAUCACAUCUGCAAGACUUCAACACCCAGGUUAAAAAAGAUGCCCUUGAAUCUAUCGAGGUCUUUCAUCGCCAUGGAAUUAGGUGGCCUGAUGUAUACCUGGGCCUAAGCACCAUGGGUAAGAACAUGUCUGUGCCCAACCUGAAACGCGCUUUGGGCUUCGCGCUGGAAGCUUCACUGGAUGACGCUGUGACUUCCCCAUUAAUACUGACACCGUCCGAUGACGGCCCGACCGACUCCUAUCGACCAGUUACAGCGGAGCUUAUGGUGCAUCCGGGAUAUCCAAGUCAACAUCAGCAGGGUGGAUGUGGAGAAGGACCAGAUGACUUCUCACAGUCUGCAGACCGACUGCACGAGCUGAAUACUUUGAGGGACCCUUUGGUGCUUCACUACUACAGGCAACAGGGGAUCCACCUCUGCGCCUUUAAAGACUUUUAAACACUUAAAGCAGAGCAUUUCAAACCGAAUGCAUGUCUGCUGUUAGGAAAUCUUGACCCACACCUCAAAAUAUCAAUUAUUUAUAUUAUAGGGUGAAUGCUUGGUUUGGGAAAAGGCAGAACAUCAGCAUUCAGUGUAUCUGUGGUGCUUACAAAGCCCACACUAAACUAUUUGAAGCUUCUACCUGUUAAAGUACAGCCAAAACAAGAAUAUUAUACCAAUAUUUCAACAAAGACACAAGUUAUUAUUAGAUUGACAUUUUUUUAAAGCAGGCAUUCACUUUAAGAGCCCAGUUCUUAUAAUAGGAAGGUGCCAUUUUAAUUGGAAAACUUUUGCCUCAUUUGAGCUGAGAUUUCUCUCAAAUAUCGCAGAGAAUCCAAUAGCAAUCUGUAUUUAUGACUGUAACAUACUAUGUGAAGAUUUUAACUCAACAUAACAUGUAGCGAUUACUUUAUAUUUAAAAAUUCAAUGCUAUUUUUCAGGUGCAAUGUUUUUAAUGAAUGUAUUUAUGAUAUUUUUAUUAACUUGAAUUAAAAGCAUAGUACCAUU